This is a messenger RNA of Myotis lucifugus (little brown bat), 579 nucleotides long. Its product is annotated as olfactory receptor 10AG1-like. Gene Ontology annotation, cellular component: membrane. The record is from RefSeq and is a predicted model, not a curated record. Gene Ontology annotation, biological process: G protein-coupled receptor signaling pathway. The transcript has a single exon. Lineage: Eukaryota; Metazoa; Chordata; Mammalia; Chiroptera; Vespertilionidae. The coding region runs from base 1 to 579 and encodes 192 amino acids. Gene Ontology annotation, molecular function: olfactory receptor activity.
AUGUAUUUUUUCCUGAGUGAUAUUUUCUUCCUGGAAAUCUGUUAUGUCUCUGUUACUCUUUCCAGAAUAUUCAUAAAUCUUUGGACUCAGAAAAGUAUCCUUUUUUUCUCUGCCCAUGUCACAAAAGUAUGUUUUAUCUUUAUGCUUAGAAACACAGAAUGCUUUCUCCUAAUGGUCUGUGACCGCCAUGUGGCCAUUUGUCACAUUCUGCUCAUGGUUAUGUACCAUGAGCCCUGUAUCUGGCUGCUGAUGACUGGCUGUUGGAUGAGUGGAAUUCCAGUCACAUUAGGGCAAACAUGCUAUCUUUUCUCUCUGCCAUUUAGUGGCUUUAACCAAACUAAUCACUUCUUCUGUGACAUCCUUCCAAUGCUCAAGCUGGCCCGUGGGGACACUUUUCUGAAUGAGAUGCUGGUCUUGACAGUUGCUGUGCUGUUGAUGAUGAUCCCCUUUUUGUUGACACUUGGUUCCUACAGUAAAAUCAUCUCUACCAUCAUGAAGUCACAAACGCUUUCUCCUCUUGCUCAUUUCACAACAUAUGUGGCUCUAUUCUGUGCAUCUGAAAUCAUUACAUAUUUAUAA